Cynoglossus semilaevis (tongue sole) is the source of this 2720-nucleotide messenger RNA. RefSeq names its product POU domain, class 5, transcription factor 3 (gene pou5f3). NCBI's taxonomy places the organism in Eukaryota, Metazoa, Chordata, Actinopteri, Pleuronectiformes, Cynoglossidae. The record is from RefSeq and is a predicted model, not a curated record. Gene Ontology annotation, biological process: regulation of transcription by RNA polymerase II. The coding region runs from base 319 to 1749 and encodes 476 amino acids. Gene Ontology annotation, molecular function: DNA-binding transcription factor activity, RNA polymerase II-specific; RNA polymerase II cis-regulatory region sequence-specific DNA binding. The transcript is spliced from 5 exons.
CGUGAUUAGGAAAACCUGUGGAGUUUCACUCAGAGAGGAGCAUUUGAGCUUGAAGGUGAGGAGGUUGGAGGUAGUGUCUGAUCUGGAGCUGAAUGGAGUAGGCCGUAGGCGUGUUGGUGUUUAUGUUGCACCAAAAACCACAAGGCCGGACUUUGCCCUGACUGUUUCUGGACAGCAUCUUGACACCGGUGUCCCUGGUCCGUACCUGUGAAUAGUCCAAACGGAUGAGCAGGUUUGAAACCAUUCCACGUUGACUGUUCUCUUCGAAUUUCAUAUAUUAAGUUUUAGUUUUAGACGCGAGAUCGUCGGUCGGUGCGAAUGAUGUCUGAAAGAUCACAGAGUCCGGAGUGCCAGAGUCGGCCAUAUGAUUUCAGCCGCUCCAACUUGUGCAGCCAGAAUCUGGCUCAGGAACUUUUGGGAAACGCCGCGUCGUUCCAGCUCCCACCCGGAGUUCUGCCAGACCCGAGCAUCCUCUAUAACAAAGCCGCAUACAGUGGCAUCACGCCGGGUUCCGCGCAGACCUUUUUCUCGUUUACUCCAAUGAGCACCGACUACCGGGGUUCGGACUUGCAGGCUGGAGACUUUGGACAACCCAAGCACUGGUUUCCCUUCGCGGCGCCCGAGUACACCGGCCAGGUACCCGGCGCCACCGCAGCGACCCAGCCCACCAACCUGAGCCCUCCAAUAGCCGAGACCCGGGAGCAGAUCAAACUACCCGAUAUAAAGACUGAAAAGGACACAGGAGACGAGUACUCUACGGAGAUAAAGGCCCAGCAGUAUCAGACCCCACCGACUUCGGCCGCAAUGCCGCCUGGAGUUUUUUACCCUUCGGCCUGGAACCCGUCCUUCUGGCCGGGUAUCGCUCACAUUACACCACCUGGAAACAGCAACCAAAAUCCAUCGACAUCUUCCGCGUCUUCGCCGUCGAUGUCACCAUCACCACCCAGCAACGGCCUACCGGCAAACGCGUUUUUCUCCAACCAGUCCCAGGCUGUGACCGGACCUCCGGCCCAGAACCUGCUGCCUUCCUCCACCAGGAGCAGCGGCUCUUCCAGUGGAGGCUGCAGCGACUCAGAAGAGGAGAACCUCUCUACUGAAGAACUGGAACAAUUUGCUAAAGAGCUCAAACACAAACGUAUAACCCUAGGUUUCACCCAAGCUGAUGUUGGUCAGGCCCUGGGAAACCUUUAUGGUAAGAUGUUUAGCCAGACGACCAUCUGCCGCUUUGAGGCUCUGCAACUAAGCUUCAAGAACAUGUGCAAGCUGAAACCUCUCCUUCAAAGAUGGCUGAAUGAAGCGGAGACCUCGGACAAUCCGCAGGAUAUGUACAAGAUUGAACGAGUGUUUGUGGACACAAGAAAGAGGAAGCGAAGGACCAGUCUGGAGGGGGCGGUACGCUCUGCCUUGGAGUCCUACUUUGUCAAGUGCCCCAAACCCAACACCCAGGAGAUCACUCAGAUUUCAGAUGACCUGGGUCUGGAGAGAGAUGUGGUACGCGUGUGGUUCUGCAAUCGAAGACAGAAAGGAAAGCGCCUGGCUCUGCCUCUGGACGAAGAAUGCGACGGUCAGUACUACGAGCAGAGUCCUUCCCCAUUGAGCAUGGCUCCAUCUCCUCUUCCCCCACAGGCUUACCCAACUCCCACCUACCCUGGACCCCCUCCACCUGCUCUCUACAUGCCCCAGCUUCAUCGACAAGACGGCCUGAAACAAGCCCUUCAUUCUGGACUUGUUGGCCACAUGACAGGCUAAACAUGUCCUGUUGGUAUUUGGGCAAAUCCAGACUCUGAUCCUAACUCUGUGGACCCUUAUUCCAGCAGAAGAUGGGCAUCCUUGUUGAUAGUUGGAUGGGUGGUGAUGGUGGGUGGAAGGGUCUACAUUUUACAAUCACCAGCAAAAAACCUGACGCCUGAAGUGUUUUUGACUCUACUGUGCCUUCGAGUUAUUCCACAGGUUUCUACAGUUCUAAAAGGUAAGAUUUGGCUCCAGACGUUUGUCCCGAAGUGGAAUAAUGAUGUAAAUAUGAACGUUUUAAUUUGACAAUGGGUUUUCUGUGGGUCAGAUCAUGGUGAUAAAGGGUAUCCGUGUGAGUGUUUCUGUUUUAAUGGCGUCUCCAACAUUUGACAGCUAUUCUGGUAUUGUAAUGGAGAACCUAAGGUCCUUUUGAGAGAAUUUUUGUCCACCAAUUUUGCACAAAGUUGCUUUUGUAACAUUGAAUAUUUCCCUAUAUAUCUGUGUUGGUAUUCCACACCCAAUCAUUUUGUCUUAAAGUUGUUCAUCAUGUUGACCAAAUUUGAAUAUGGAGCAAUAGCGACGGUGGGAAUAGGUGUUUGUGGAUCAGUGUUGUGGCUGCUAACUCUGCUCUUUGCACAAGGUCUAUUACUGUAACGGUCUCACGUGGCUAGAAGAAAGAAACGUCCAAGCAGACUUGAUUAUCAUCUGUUGUCAUGUGGAUCGCUCAUCAAUUUGAACCUGUAUUUUUAGUCUUUUGUUUUUGUUUUUGAAGAGGCAUGAAAUGUCUCUCAACCUCACAACCAAAGGGACCUUGACUUUUAAAUAUCAACUUUUUACAGUAAUUUAUUGAAGUGUUGGUUUUGCUGGUCUUGUCAAACACUAAAACAUAUUGUGUUGACUCAAGAGAAUGUUGUUUUUUAAUAUGAGAAUUUGUAUCUGCAACACAAUGAAUUUUCUUAUCAGUAAAUAUUUGCACAUUUCCCACCAAA